Molecule: messenger RNA, 3336 nt
Organism: Knipowitschia caucasica
Lineage: Eukaryota; Metazoa; Chordata; Actinopteri; Gobiiformes; Gobiidae
Source: the annotation of a GenBank genome assembly
AUGGUUUGCCAUCACCCCGACUGUCAGGAGCUGAACCAGCAGAGCCCAUUGCACCUGUGUGAGUCAUGUGACUCACGUCGCCACGACGACAGCUCCGACAUGCACUUUGACCGGCAUCCACGUUUUGACUUGCACCCUCAAGCCUCCAUCCUGGCGCGUAACGUGUCCACGCGCUCCUGCCCCUCGCGCACCAGCCCCCCCUCCGACCUGGAGGAGGAGGAGGAGGAGGUGGGAGAGCGCGGGGAGCGGAAAUCUGGGGGAAUGAAGCUGGCAAAAAAGAAACCAAGAAGACGUCACACGGAUGAUCCAAGCAAAGAGUGCUUCAGCCUCAAGUUUGACCUCAACGUGGACAUUAACACAGAGAUUGUACCAGCCAUGAAAAAGAAAACCCUCAGGGAGGUUCUGGGUCCAGUCUUUGAGAGAAACGGCAUCGAGCUCUCCAGAGUGGACCUGUUUCUGGACCAGUCCAACACACCGCUGUCACUCAACUUUGAGGCGUAUCGCUUCGGAGGACAUUACCUGAAAGUCAAAGCGCGUCCUGGUGAUGAGCUGAAGGUGGAGCAGGGGGUGAAGGACUUGCGGUCACUCAGUUUGCCCAAUAUGAAGCCAUCAGGAGCCCAGAGCCCCUACAUCCUCACCCCCGGAGGAGAGCGGCCAGAGCAUGGGUCCCUGGGGAGGAAGGAGAGCAUCGACCUGCUGAUGGUUCGUUUUGGUCGCCUGACGUCCUGGCACAGCUGGGAUCUGCUGCAGGUGGAUUCUGAGACGGAGUCUCCUUCAGCCGAGAGCAUUACCCUGACUGACUGUGAGAUGGCGUCAAUGGGUCAGGCGCGGCGGAGGAAGAACAUGACUGAGUUCUUGGGAGAGGUCAACAUCCCGAGCCCGGACACCCUGGGUCAGGUGGGGGGGUCCCUGCCCGCUGUGCCCUCCGGACCCGACAGCUGGAAGAACAGAGCGGCCAGUCGAUUCAGCGGCUUCUUCAGCUCCAACGGCGGAGCGGGAGCUUUUGGGAAGGACGGGGACCGCGUGGAGCAGCUGCAGAACAAGCUGCACUCGUACUCUGUGUUCGGUUUGCCAAAGGUGCCGCGGCAGCUCUCCUUCCACCAGGACUCAUGGGAGGAGGAGGAGGAGGAGACAGAGCUGAGCCUGGAGGACAGCUGGCAGAGGCUGCUGGACCAGCCCGAGACGUUGACGAGGCGACAGUUCCACCAGCAGGAGGCGAUAUGGGAGCUGCUUCAAACUGAGGUCACCUACAUCAAGAAGCUCAGAGUCAUCACUGAUCUGUUCCUGUCUGCGCUGCUGAACCUGCAGGAGAGCGGCCUCCUCACUGAAGUGGAGCCUACCAAACUGUUCAGCAACAUCCAGGAGAUCGUGCGCCUCCACAGCGCCCUCUGGAGUCAGGUCAUGGUGCCGGUGCUGGAAAAGGCCAGAGAGAAGCGCGCUCUGCUGGACCCUACUGAGCUGCAUCACGGCUUUAAGACGUUUGGGUCCCGGUUCCAGCCGUACAUCCGCUACUGUAUGGAGGAGGAGGCUUGUAUGGAGUACAUGCGCUCACUGCACAGGGACAACGAGCUCUUUAGGACCUACGUCACCUGGGGAGAGACGCAUAAGCAGUGUAACAGGCUGAAGCUGGCCGACAUGUUGGCCAAACCGCACCAGAGGCUCACCAAGUACCCACUCCUGCUCAAGAGCGUUCUGAAGAAGACCGACGAGCCCUCGGCACGGGACGUCCUCAACAAAAUGGUGUCCACUGUGGAAGGCUUCAUAAACAGUGUGGACUCUCAGAUGCGACAGAGGCAAGAGCAGCAGAAACUGGCCAUGAUCUCGGCGCGUAUCGACUCAUACGAGGCUGUAGAGGGCAGCAGUGAGGAGGUGGAGAAGAUAUUAAAAGAGUACAACCACUUCGACCUGAUGUCUCCGAUGAGAGGGACGUCAGCAGAGGAGACGAGACAGCUGCAUCUGGAGGGAGCACUGCGCAUGAAGGAGGGCAAGGACAGGAUGGAGGUGUAUUGUUUCCUGUUCACAGACCUGUUCCUGAUCACCAAAUCUGUGAAACGGGUGGAGAAAGAGAAAGUGAAAGUCAUCCGACAGCCACUGCUCAUUCAAAACGUGGUGUGCAAGGAGCUCAAAGACCCAGGCUCCUUUAUCCUAAUCUACCUCAACGAGUUCAAAAGUGCAGUGGCAGCCUACACUUUCCAGGCCAACAGCGCCACCCAGGGGAGGAGCUGGGUCGAUGCCAUCUGCAAUGUCCAGAACCAGUUACAAAGACUGCGCAGUGAGGAGGUGGUCCGGCAGCAGAACACGCUGAAGACCUCCACAGCUGAGGAAGAGGAGGAGGAGGAGGAGAGCAGCAACUCUACAGCGAGCUCCCCCAGUCUGAGGCACAAAAACAACUCAAGCCAAUCGGACGGCUCCACAGAGACACUGUCAGUGAUGGACGUGGACGAGCCCUGCCUGCCCACUCUCACCAUUUCCUGCCCGGGCGACGAAUGCGCUCAAACUCCCAGCAUCCCUCACUCCCAUCGCUCUCUACCCACAAGUCUGCUACGUGUCCUGUCCACCAUUUACUCCGAACCCGACCAGGAGGGAGAGCUGGACGAUAAACUGGACCCCCAAUGCAGGUCCCUAUCAAUGGACAGUGCUUAUGGAACCCUUUCGCCUGAAUCGCUUUUACGAGAAUUACAGCCGCAGCAAGGCCACAGCGAAUGGGAAGAGGCCGAAGAGGAAGAGCGGAGAGACGAGGAAGUAGGAAACGAGGAGCUAGAACAGGAAGAAUUGGAAGAAGAGGAAGACACCACUUCGCUAGGAUCCCAGUUGUCCGUAAUCCAGCGACGGAAACCCAUACAGAAUCGCUUCCACUGCUUGCAAAGACUGCUUUCGCGCUCAGAGGACAACCUGCUUCAGAGAGUCCACAACGACAAGCAACACAGCAAUUCGCAAGAAGAGGAAGAAACGCAUGACCAAAACCCAGAGAUGACGCACAGCCGUAGUAUGUCGGAGCUGGGCCAACGCGCAGAGGAGCAAAUAUCGAGCAAACUUUUGGAUCAGUCCGAUGACAGCUUGGAUGUGAGCGUGCCGGCCUCUGAGAAACUCUCCGCAACGUUGAAAAGGGCAGAGGCCAGACACGUGCACAAGGCGUUGGCCGGGAUGGGAGAUGGGUCAGAUGAUAGUGGUGGUGGUGGUGAGAGGAAAGGAGAAACCACUGCAGAGUCCAAGGGAGAGGUGGUGCUAAAGAAGAGGUCUCCAGUCCAGCAGCAUAAGAAGCUCACACUGGCUCAGCUCUACCGGAUACGUACGACCAUGGUCCUGAACUCCACACUCACUGCUUCGGAGGUCUAA